Molecule: messenger RNA, 938 nt
Organism: Trichosurus vulpecula (common brushtail)
Lineage: Eukaryota; Metazoa; Chordata; Mammalia; Diprotodontia; Phalangeridae
Gene: RPS2
Product: ribosomal protein S2
Exons: 8
Coding region: 22-903 (293 amino acids)
Biological process (GO): translation
Cellular component (GO): cytosolic small ribosomal subunit; ribosome
Molecular function (GO): RNA binding; structural constituent of ribosome
Source: RefSeq, a predicted model, not a curated record
UCUACUUCUAGUGAACACCAAAUGGCGGACGACGCCGGUGCUGCAGGAGGUGCGGGAGGCCCCGGGGGCCCCGGAGUCGGAGGUCGGGGUGGCUUCCGCGGUGGCUUCGGCAGUGGGGGCCGAGGUCGAGGCCGGGGCCGUGGCCGAGGCCGAGGCCGGGGCCGCGGAGCCCGGGGAGGAAAGGCCGAAGACAAGGAGUGGGUUCCUGUCACCAAGCUGGGCCGCCUAGUUAAGGACAUGAAGAUCAAGUCUUUGGAAGAGAUCUAUCUUUUCUCGCUCCCGAUCAAGGAGUCUGAGAUCAUAGAUUUCUUCCUGGGAUCUUCAUUGAAGGAUGAGGUUCUGAAGAUCAUGCCUGUCCAGAAACAAACUAGAGCUGGACAGCGUACUAGGUUCAAGGCUUUUGUGGCCAUCGGUGACUACAAUGGCCAUGUUGGUCUGGGUGUCAAGUGCUCCAAGGAAGUGGCCACAGCUAUUCGUGGUGCUAUCAUUCUGGCCAAGCUGUCCAUUGUUCCUGUGAGACGUGGCUACUGGGGGAACAAGAUUGGCAAGCCUCACACAGUGCCCUGCAAGGUCACUGGGCGAUGUGGAUCGGUUCUGGUGCGCCUGAUCCCCGCUCCUAGAGGUACUGGCAUUGUCUCAGCUCCUGUGCCUAAGAAACUCCUGAUGAUGGCUGGAAUUGAUGACUGCUAUACUUCUGCAAGAGGCUGUACUGCCACUCUGGGCAACUUUGCUAAAGCUACCUUUGAUGCCAUCUCCAAAACAUACAGCUAUCUAACCCCAGACCUGUGGAAGGAGACUGUGUUCACUAAGUCUCCCUAUCAGGAAUUCACCGACCAUCUUGUGAAGACUCACACUCGAGUGUCUGUCCAGAGGACCCAGGCAGCUGCUGUGGCAACCACAUAGAUGUUUUUAAUAAACAAACUGAACUAUGCCUGCUA